Molecule: messenger RNA, 3917 nt
Organism: Peromyscus leucopus (white-footed mouse)
Lineage: Eukaryota; Metazoa; Chordata; Mammalia; Rodentia; Cricetidae
Gene: Mip
Product: major intrinsic protein of lens fiber
Exons: 4
Coding region: 1931-2722 (263 amino acids)
Biological process (GO): transmembrane transport
Cellular component (GO): apical plasma membrane; plasma membrane
Molecular function (GO): water channel activity
Source: RefSeq, a predicted model, not a curated record
AGGUCAAAAAAGGCAUCAGAUCCCCUGGAACUGGAGUUAUGGAUGGCUGUGAAGCCAUCAUGCGGACGCUAGGAUUGGACCUCCAUCCUCUUCAAGACAACAAAUGCUCCUAACCUCCGAGCCACCUCUCCAGCCCCUACCUAUCUAUAUCUGUACCUAUACCUACAUCUAUAUCUCUAUAGAGAUAGAGAGAUGGAGAUUGAGACCAUCUUCCUAUGUAGCCCUGGCUAGCCCGGUGCUUGUUAUGUGGUUAGUCUAGGUUGGCCUUGAUCCUGCGGCUUAAGGCUUGGGCACGGUCACUCUUGGCAGAGCGAGUCCUUGAGGCCUCAUGACCCCGCGUGACUGACCCUGGCUUUGAGCAUGGGUGGGGUGAGCCUGGCACAGAUGCCUGAGGUGAGGUCCUCAUGCCUUAACGUCCAUGGCUCUGGGAUGAUAGGCAUGUACCCUCCUCCAUCGUACCUGCAGAUGGAUAACCCCCUGGAACUUUCAGAAACUAUUUUGUUGCUAAGAUUUAUUCUUAUCAUUGAGUGCUGCUGACUACUAGCUCCCGUUGACGUUUGAAUCAUAUUCCUAUCACUAUCUACUACACCACCAUCUGUCAGUUCACUCUCCCGCUGGCCAGUGUCUGGGCUGCUUUUGCUUUUUUUGCAACUGUGAACAGCUGUUCUCGUACAUAUCUGCUGGUGUGUCUGCAGAAGAGUUUCUCUUGGAUAGGUACGUGCAAUUCUCGGGUCAGAAAAGGCGUGUUUGUUGGCUGUUGCACGUGGUGCUGUACUAUGUAUCAAAAAGGGUCUGUCUUAACUUACACUCUAGCCAGUACUUGUAACUUUCUGUCAUUUUGUGUCCUCUCCCACACCUGCCCCAACAUCUGCUACUAAGGUCUCUGCCCUUAUCCUUGAUGUGUUUACCUUUGCUCCCCUUUCUGGAAGCAGCACAAACCCUCUCUUUCCCGGGGUUGACAGAGGUGACCGGAAUCUAGGGGCAUCACUGGGUGAGAAGCAACAUACGUUACAGGUCAUGAAGUCAGGAGACUUGAGGUGCUCCUGGAACACUGAAGAGUCAGAGGGUGCUGUUUCUCCUGAGUCAGUCCCUCUGAGUGCCUGUGACCUCAGCAUCUCCUUCCACCCACAGACGCUGUCACAUUUCCCCCAUCCAACCUCAAACUGGAUAUUGCAGGACAGAAACACAACUGACCUCUUUCCUCCUCGGACCCCCAACCCCACUUUCAGCUUAAGCCUCCUCUUGCUCUCUCUCUCUGGUUUAAAAGGGCAGGCCCAGGGUUUGGAAAGGGAGGUGCUGGCACCGGUUGGGGGUAGGGAACCCGGGGCUGGAGAAAGCCAGACACAGCAGAACUAUUCUGUUCCAGAGCUGCAGGGUCUACAGAUUCCAGUCCAAACCAGCCAAUAGGAGAAGGCCCUCUAAUCCUAGGGAACGAAAGAAUUCUCUUCAGUUAUUCAAUUUCCCUGCUGUACCCCACUCCUUACCCCCACCCCCACCUUAACCCUGAUAGAGUCAGAGGAGCCUGAGACGCCCCCCCCCCCAGGAGCGAGCCUAGCCCACAUCCCGCGAAGUGAUCUCAACCCGAGUUCCAAGAAAUUUGAGGAAUGUUCUAAGCCAGAUGUCAAUCAGGACUAUGAACCCCAACUUUGACAUAGACAGACUGACUGUUCCAGUUCUCCAUCCAUGGACCCCAUACUCCUGGCCCCCUGGCUCAUCCCCCAGAUGAGGAGGGAAAGGAAAACCCAGCCUCUCCAUCAUAUGUUUGGGAAUGGAUUCAGACAUCCACAGCCGUGAAAGGGUUAAGAGGCAGAACCAGUUACCUCAACCCGCCCCUCCCAGGGAUUAAGAGUCCUCUAUAAAGGGGACUGUCCACCCAGGCGAGUCCAGGGGGUUAUCAGGGACCCAGGCACUGUGCCCACCCCCCACUGCCAUGUGGGAACUUCGGUCUGCCUCCUUUUGGAGGGCCAUAUUUGCUGAGUUCUUUGCCACGCUCUUCUAUGUUUUCUUUGGGCUGGGAGCCUCACUGCGUUGGGCCCCGGGACCCCUUCACGUCCUGCAGGUGGCUUUGGCCUUCGGCCUGGCCCUGGCUACAUUGGUGCAGACGGUGGGUCACAUCAGCGGAGCCCACGUCAAUCCUGCAGUCACUUUUGCCUUCCUUGUGGGCUCCCAGAUGUCCUUGCUCCGCGCCUUCUGCUAUAUGGCGGCCCAGCUUCUGGGAGCCGUGGCUGGAGCAGCUGUGCUGUACAGUGUCACCCCGCCGGCGGUGAGAGGAAACCUGGCACUCAACACGCUGCACGCUGGGGUCAGCGUGGGCCAGGCCACCACUGUGGAGAUCUUCCUGACGCUCCAGUUUGUGCUCUGCAUCUUUGCCACGUAUGACGAGAGGCGGAAUGGCCGCAUGGGCUCUGUGGCCUUGGCUGUUGGCUUCUCCCUCACCCUGGGGCACCUCUUUGGGAUGUAUUAUACAGGUGCUGGGAUGAAUCCUGCCCGCUCGUUUGCGCCAGCCAUCCUCACCCGGAACUUCAGCAACCACUGGGUGUACUGGGUGGGCCCGAUCAUCGGAGGGGGCCUGGGCAGCCUCCUCUAUGACUUUCUCCUCUUCCCCCGGCUCAAGAGUGUUUCUGAGAGACUGUCUAUCCUCAAGGGAGCCAGACCCAGUGACUCCAAUGGACAGCCCGAGGGUACAGGGGAACCUGUAGAACUGAAGACUCAGGCCCUGUGAAAGAUCCAACUGGAGAGAGGAGUGAAAUGCUUCUGGGUUUCAAGGAGGGGCCGAGGCCGCCCUUGGAUGGAGAAAGAGACUGUGGGGAGGGGCAUGUACUUCUUUAUUUUUUAACUUAUGUGUGUUUUUCAUUUUUUUCUUUUGCUGUGUGAAAUCUUUCAAGUUGCAUUCACGAUCUGGUUGGUGCAAACUUCCCUUCCUCCCCACCCCAGCUCCCUUCGCCGUGUGUGCCUGACUGUUCAUAUGAAUGUGGAUGCGUGUGGCUGUGUCUGAGUUUGGGAACACAAAAGCUAGGGAAGGAAGAAGAGGUGUCCACAUGUUAUGUCCCUCCCCCAGCCCAGUUUGGUGAUCACAGAGAAUCCAAGACCUCAAGUCUCUGGCCUUUACCCUGCUUCCAGUCAAGUGUGUGGAUCUUGAUUUUUGAAGGAGCAGGGGAGAGGGGAUCCACUCCUCUCAGGAAGCAGACAGACAGAAAGGGGGAGGCAAGGCAUCCCAGGGAUUGGGAGGAUGGAUUCGGGGAGGUGGGUGGAAGAGGAAUUGGAGAUUUUAUUUCCAGAUCACUAGGCAAAUGUACCUAAAAGCUUUGAGGGAGUUGAUGGGAGAAUAUAGCCUACUUAUCUCAGGGAUACUUGCCCCAGAGACUGGGGUGGAAGGAGCUCUGAGAAAAGUAAACAAGGGGCUUGAGUUGUUCUGUAAAGCCACAUAAACCUGUCUACAUCCACUGGCUGGGUUGCGUGUUCAUUCAGAGGCCUUGGACCAGAGGGACCUUCCAACCGAAAUAGGGGUUGGGUAAGCCUAGAGUCUAGAAAAUGAGGUGGUUUAAAAGGCCCGCCUAACAGCCCUUUGCAAAUGGUACUGAAGCCCCAGAAUUGAUGUGAGACUAAAACAGGAAAUCUGGUGUCUGAAGCAAAUUUACAGUUGAGGGGGGCCAGGCGGGGGAUUUAUUUAGAACAAACUGAAAUUUGCAAAUGGCAUCUUUGUGUUUUUAUCACUAGCUCCGUAGUCUUUCUUUUUCGUAUGUCUUUUCACUUCUCUCCCAGCUACCCUCCCCAUGCCCCAGAUAUCGAUCUCCUCUAGCCAAACGCUUAAUUCCGGAGAUGAUUUUUUGAGCCCUAUCUUGUAUUGUUGGUAAAUGGCAUCGUCGCAGCGGGGGGCGCAGGUGACCCUGAACCGAACAAUGAAUAUUUAUUGCAGA